AGUGAAGUGCUGGGGACAGUGGACAGAGCCAACAAAGAAGUGGCCAUUGAGGCUCUUCUCAACACCUUUGAGGAGGUGUGGCUGAGUCGACAGCUGGAGCUGGUGGCCACACGGAGGCAGCCCCUGACAAUCAGCCGACAAGAGACGGUGACGGAGCUGGGAUUGGAGGGACAGAUAAUAGCUCCAGCCACUUCCAAACCUCGUGUCUCUUCGGCAAAGGUCACCUCGCUACUGCAGAGGUCACGACGGUCUGUGACCAAACCUACCAGUCCCACCCCCUUCUCUCCUCCCUCCCCUUCCUCACCUCCCGACACUUCUCACCAAACUGUCCGCCUCCUCUGCAAUACUGACAGUAUCUUUGAGACACUUGAGAGUCAUCAGACCUCCAUCCAGUCAGUGAUAGGCACUACGGCUGCAGCCUCGUUCACAGACGACCUCCAUCGCUGGCAGAAGAUGCUGCAGACCAUCGAGGCAGUCCUGGGGGUGUGGCUUCAGGUCCAGGCCCUGUGGACCCAGCUGGAGGUGUACCAGAGUAGUGAGGUGCAGACACACCUGCCUGCCCAGUCCUUCACCUUCUCCUCUGUGGACAAGGACUGGAGAGACCUGAUACAGUCAGCCACAGCCAACCCCUCCGUCAUGACCGUCUGCCUCAAGGAAGGACUGCUGUGUCAGCUGGAGAAGCUGCAGACAAGUCUACUGCAGUGUCGAGCUGCUCUCGUAGGCUACGCCAAAGGCCAAAGAGACAAGUGCCACUGGUUUCACUUCAUUCCUCUUGACGAUGUGCUCAAGUUUGUCUGCUGUGGCUCACAUGUGGAACAGCUCAGUUCCCUUAUCCACAAACUGCUGCCCCAUGCCAGUGGCCUCCUCUAC
This is a messenger RNA of Geodia barretti, 870 nucleotides long. The record is from the annotation of a GenBank genome assembly. NCBI's taxonomy places the organism in Eukaryota, Metazoa, Porifera, Demospongiae, Tetractinellida, Geodiidae.